This is a messenger RNA of Hipposideros armiger (great roundleaf bat), 477 nucleotides long. RefSeq names its product mitochondrial ribosomal protein S26 (gene MRPS26). Bases 1 to 366 code for a protein of 121 amino acids. Lineage: Eukaryota; Metazoa; Chordata; Mammalia; Chiroptera; Hipposideridae. The transcript has 3 exons. Gene Ontology annotation, cellular component: mitochondrial small ribosomal subunit. The record is from RefSeq and is a predicted model, not a curated record.
AUGUGGCUNGGGGUCCUGGCGGAGCGCAAGGCGAAGGAGGCUGCCGCUGAGCACCGCGAGCUGAUGGCCUGGAACCAGGCGGAGAACCAGCGGCUGCAGGAGCUACGGAUAGAGAGGCUGCGGCAGGAGGCGCGGGAGCAGGAGCAGCGGCAGGCCGAGGAGAAAGCCCGCCAGGCCCGAGAGACAGAGGCCUGGGUGAAGCUCAAGCAGCAAGAAGUGCUGCAGCUGCAGGAGGAGGCAAAAAACUUCAUCACCCGAGAGAACCUGGAGGCGCGGGUAGAAGAAGCAUUGGACUCCCCGAAGAACUACAACUGGGCCGUUACCAGAGAGGGGCUGGUGGUCAGGCCGCAGCACAAGGGCUCCUAAGGGCCCAGUAAGGACAGUGCCGGCCCAGGGACCAUGUGUGUAUGGAGGUGGGAGGGGUGCGUCUGACCUGGAAUAAAGCAGUUGUCGUUUCUUAUGAAAAAGGACACUCAA